AUGAACCGAAGUACAUACGGGAACUUUAGAGCGGCAUUCAAAAGAGUUAGAGGGAUUCAUAUUGCACCAAACAGAGGGUUCAGACCGAGCUCCCGCCUUGGCUCCGCACCAGAACCGCAUUUAUCGAAAGAACACGACCUGAAAGAGGUCUCAGAUACCGAAUGGGAACUUAGAGCAGGUCGCGCCAUUUCCGUCAUUCGAGAAACGAUGCCAGACUUUUUCAAGCUCGGACUGGUUGAGCGUACGACGGAAGAUGACGGCAGCGAGUCUAUCUAUUCUCCUCGGAUACAGUUGUUAUACACACCACCCACAAGACUACCCCCGUUUCCGCCAACACUUCAGAUUGAAGGACUGCCGAUGUACCACGCGUCGAGUAUGUUUGUCCGGCACACUCUCAACAUGUUUUACACAAAUUUAUCCGUGGAACUGCGACGACUACAGGAGACCAAGGUCGGCCACCGCGACCGUAGAUUCACGCUUGGAAUCGGCGUACUAGGCACGAGUAGGAUGGGUGGUUCUGCAGCCGAAUGGGACGUAUCUUCAACGUACUACAUCUCGCCAGUCUCAGGGCUUGUGUAUAGGCAUGUUGUUGAAUCAAUCCACCCGGCGCCGCAUAGUUCCAUCUAUUCCUCACUCGCCUCCACUCUAGCACGACUUUCUGGCUUCAAGACCAGUCCUGAACCCGCGGUUCCGGGGGCGAUUCCCGCGGUCAAGGAUAGUCGCCAAUAA
This is a messenger RNA of Serendipita indica DSM 11827, 729 nucleotides long. NCBI's taxonomy places the organism in Eukaryota, Fungi, Basidiomycota, Agaricomycetes, Sebacinales, Serendipitaceae. The record is from the annotation of a GenBank genome assembly.